This is a messenger RNA of Solanum stenotomum, 680 nucleotides long. RefSeq names its product protein RALF-like 34. Bases 27 to 398 code for a protein of 123 amino acids. The transcript has a single exon. The record is from RefSeq and is a predicted model, not a curated record. NCBI's taxonomy places the organism in Eukaryota, Viridiplantae, Streptophyta, Magnoliopsida, Solanales, Solanaceae.
UUCACCAUUUUUUUUGCAUACAACCUAUGGAGUCUCCAAUACUUUUCUUCCUUAUGAUGUUCUUAUUCACCAUCACCAACAAUGCAAUUGUGAUCGAAGCACAAGUUGAUAAAUUUGGUUUAGAACAACUGGUGAGUGAAGAUUUUGAGUUGCCAAUGGCAAUGUCGUCUUUAUACGAAGAAACAGAGGAUGAUAAGAUGCAGUUAGAUGGAAAUGGAAGAUCUCUAUUGUGGCACAAAUUCAAGUACUACAUUUCAUAUGGAGCAUUGUCAGCUAACAGAAUCCCCUGCCCACCACGAUCUGGCAGAUCGUAUUACACGCACCAUUGUUAUCAUGCUACAGGUCCAGCUCACCCUUACACUAGAGGUUGCUCUGCUAUCACUCGUUGCCGUAGAUGAACAAUUCAAUUCAAUUACCAUAUUUAUUGUUGUUUAUGAUCUAUGCAUUAAUUUUAGUACCUUUAUUUGUGUGAUAUGGCUUGGGAAUUGUGGUAGAUCUACUACCUAUCGACUGAUGUUUGGUGUUCUCAGAUAGAUGGAAUUUUUAGCCAAAAUUAGCUUCAAUGUAGUUGCAUUGUGUGUGUUUAAUUUUAUUCAUAUAUUUUUAAUUUUAUUUACCAACGAUUUUGCUUCUAUUAUAACAAUAAUAAUAAUAAAGUGAUUUUUUACUUGUGCAAAAAA